UUUUCUACAUCUUACACGUAUCUUUUUCGUAGGGUUUUCUAUUUUUUCUCUAUGUAUUUGUGUGUUUCACAUCGUGCUUCCAUCUCAAAACUAAGUCAAACCUAAAAGAAAAUCGUUAGACCAUCACACCAUUCCUUUGUCUCUUCUCUCUUCAAUGGCUUCUUCGACUACAGCCCUUCUAGGUCCACCUUCCGCCGCCUCCGUCCUCGAGACACCGAUCAUGAAACCAGUUACCACCACCACUUCGCUGGAAACCCCUGUUUCAAACGACCAAAAUCUGAUCUCCAAGACGGCCGCACUUGCCCUCGAAGAACGCCCACCGAUGGGUCUGACAGAAAACUUGUCACCCACGUUUCUCUCCUCGGGCAACCCAUGCCUAGAUUUCUUCUUCCACAUCGUGCCCAACACGCCUCCCAACGAUCUGAUCCAACGUCUGGCGGUUUCUUGGUCCCACGACCCGUUGACCACGUUGAAACUCGUCUGCCAUCUCCGAGGAGUUCGAGGCACUGGCAAGUCUGACAAAGAAGGGUUUUACACGGCAGCGUUGUGGCUUUACGAGAAUCACCCCAAAACCCUAGCUUUGAAUCUCCCGUCUCUAGUCGAUUUCGGCUACUUCAAAGAUUUGCCUGAGAUUCUGUAUCGGAUCCUUGAAGUUCACCAGGAGGUGCAGAUGAGAGGAGCAAAACGGGUGUGGAGGAAGAGGAACCAGAGUCAGUUCAAGCGCACCAGAGACACUCGCUCCAAGGAUUUAAAAGAUCGGAUUCUUGAGGAGCUCGGUGGUCAUGUAGAUAAAACAAAGGCUAGAGAUCUAAGGAAACAGAGAGAGUUGGAGAAGGCCAAGAAAGCUUUGGAGAGGUAUAACUCUGACGCUAACUACAGAUUACUGUUUGAUAAUAUCGCGGAUUUGUUUGCCGGUUUGUUGAAAACCGAUUUGGUGUGUUUGAAUUCCAAUGAUCUGUAUAAGAUUAGUUUAGCGGCUAAGUGGUGCCCUUCUGUUGACUCUUCGUACGAUAAGACUUCAUUGAUAUGCGAGGCGAUUGCUAGGAGGAUGUUCUCUAGAGACGAGUACGAAGGGGUAGAAGAGACGCAUUACGCCUAUAGGAUCAGAGAUAGGCUGAGGAAACAAGUCCUUGUGCCGUUGCGUAAAGCGCUUGCAUUGCCUGAGGUUUCAAUGAGUGCAAGGGAGUGGAACCAUUUGAAGUACAAUAGAGUUGCUUCUGUUGCUAUGACGAACUACAAGACGCUCUUCGAGAAGCAUGAUGGCGAGAGGUUUAGGGAGUUUCUGGAGGAUGUCAAGUCCGGGAAGCAGAAGAUGGCUGCUGGCGCGUUGCUUCCUCACCAGAUAAUCAGUCAGCUGGGGGAUGAUGAAGUUGGCUCCGAAGUUGCGGAGCUUCAGUGGGCGAGAAUGGUGGAAGAUGUUGCCAAGAAAGGGAAGAUGAAGAACUCGUUGGCGGUUUGCGAUGUCUCUGGGAGCAUGGCGGGUGUACCUAUGGAGGUUUGUAUUGCGCUUGGGUUGUUGGUUUCGGAGCUUAAUGAAGAGCCGUGGAAAGGGAAAGUUAUCACCUUUAGCGAGAACCCGCAGCUUCAUCUAGUCACGGGCUCGAGCCUGAGAGAAAAGACCGAGUUUGUGAGACAAAUGGAUUGGGGAAUGAACACGGAUUUCCAGAAGGUUUUUGAUCGGAUUCUAGAGGUUGCAGUUGAGAAUAACUUAACCAGUGACCAGAUGAUUAAGCGGUUGUUUGUGUUCAGCGACAUGGAGUUUGAUAGUGCAGUGGGAUCCAGCAAUUUCAACCAAUAUGAUAGUGCAACAUAUAACAGUGAUAUGGACAGUGAUUCGGAGGAACAUUGGGAGACGGAUUAUGAGGUGGUUGAGAGGAAGUAUAAGGAGAAUGGUUUUGAGAAUGUUCCAGAAAUUAUAUUUUGGAACUUGAGAGACUCGUCGGCUACACCGGUAGCAGCCAAGCAGAAAGGAGUAGCUUUGGUAAGCGGGUUUUCAAAGAAUCUACUGAAACUGUUUCUUGAGGAAGGUGGGAUUGUGAAUCCUGAAGAUGUCAUGUGGUUAGCCAUUAAAGGUGAGGAGUACCAGAAGCUUGCUGUUUAUGAUUGAGAAACUUCACCUUUGGUACAAUUGUACUUGUCUGUUUCUUUGAGUUUACUUUUCGAAAGCUUGUUUUCCAUUUUGUGGUUGAUCUUGUUUGAGUUAAAAAGAUGAUUCUUGUUUGACAAAAAUAAUGAAUCUUGUUUAUUUA
Messenger RNA from Raphanus sativus (radish), 2249 nucleotides. RefSeq lists its product as uncharacterized. Bases 155 to 2107 code for a protein of 650 amino acids. NCBI's taxonomy places the organism in Eukaryota, Viridiplantae, Streptophyta, Magnoliopsida, Brassicales, Brassicaceae. The record is from RefSeq and is a predicted model, not a curated record. The transcript has a single exon.